Messenger RNA from Colossoma macropomum (tambaqui), 4973 nucleotides. RefSeq names its product phosphoinositide-3-kinase, regulatory subunit 4 (gene pik3r4). The transcript has 21 exons. Gene Ontology annotation, biological process: late endosome to vacuole transport; autophagy of peroxisome; protein targeting to vacuole. Gene Ontology annotation, cellular component: nucleus-vacuole junction; phosphatidylinositol 3-kinase complex, class III, type I; late endosome. Gene Ontology annotation, molecular function: protein serine/threonine kinase activity; ATP binding; protein binding. The record is from RefSeq and is a predicted model, not a curated record. The coding region runs from base 283 to 4455 and encodes 1390 amino acids. NCBI's taxonomy places the organism in Eukaryota, Metazoa, Chordata, Actinopteri, Characiformes, Serrasalmidae.
CGCCGCGAAUGACGAGUCUCAAUUUCGGUUCAACAACAAACGCCGUCCUGUGUUUCUGCAGUCUGGGUUGUGAAGCUGCGGUGUAAUUUGAUGUUUAUGUCAGUUACUGUUAUUGAUAUAAAGCGGUGCAGCCGCUUGACUGGUUGUUUAUGCUUUCGAGGUGAGAAAAGCACCGCCGUCAUGAAACUAAUCUUGCCGACCGGGAAGUAAAUAGCAGGUAAACAACACUGAGCCAUCAUCGGAUUUGUUUCUGGAGAAAUCUUCAGAUAAAGCAGAAAAAAUAUGGGAAAUCAGCUGGCUGGAAUCGCUCCUUCACAGAUACUGUCUGUUGACAGUUAUUUCUCAGACAUCCAUGAUUAUGAAUAUGACAAAAGUCUUGGCAGCACCAGAUUUUUCAAGGUAGCCAGAGCGAAACACAGAGAGGGUUUAGUGGUGGUGAAGGUCUUUGCCAUUCAGGAUCCGUCAUUGCCUCUAACCAGCUACAAGCAAGAGCUAGAGGAACUGAAGAUCAGGCUACACUCUUGCCAGAACUGUUUGCCCUUUCAGAAGGCCACGCUCACAGAGAAGGCAGCCAUUCUCUUUCGGCAGUAUGUUCGGGACAACCUGUACGAUCGCAUCAGCACACGACCGUUUCUCAACAAUGUGGAGAAGAAAUGGAUCGCGUUCCAGAUCCUUAAUGCUGUGGACCAGGCCCAUAAAUCAGGCGUGCGUCACGGUGACAUCAAGACGGAGAAUAUUAUGGUGACGAGCUGGAACUGGGUGCUGCUUACAGACUUUGCUAGUUUUAAACCCACAUACCUGCCUGAGGACAAUCCAGCAGACUUCAACUACUUCUUUGAUACAUCUCGAAGGAGAACAUGCUACAUAGCACCAGAGAGAUUUGUAGAUGGCAGUAUGUUUACCACAGAGAGUGACCAGACCACUCCACUUGUGGACCUAACAAGCAAUAGUCAGAGGACCAGAGGAGAACUCAAACAACCUAUGGACAUUUUCUCAGCUGGCUGUGUAAUCGCUGAACUGUUCACAGAGGGGGUCCCGCUUUUUGAUCUCUCACAGUUGCUGGCCUAUCGCAAGGGACAUUUUCAAACUGAACAGGUUUUGAUGAAAAUUGAGGACCGAAGUAUCAGAGAACUGGUUGCCCAGAUGGUGCAGCGAGAACCUGAAAAACGUCUGACAGCAGAAGAUUACUUGAAACAGCAGCGAGGAAAGGCCUUCCCAGAUAUCUUCUACACAUUCCUUCAACCAUAUAUGGCCCAGUUUGCCAAAGAGACCUUCCAGUCUGCAGAUGAGCGAGUGUUAGUGAUUCGGAAGGACCUGGAUAAUAUCCUUCAUAACCUGUGUGGUGGAGGAGGAAGGGAAGCAGGGAAGGCUGAGAAGCAAGAGAAGGCGUCUCAGGAGCUUGGAUCGACUAAAGAACAUGGGCUGGUGGUGCUAGUGUCAGUGAUCACCUCCUGCCUGCAGACGCUGCGCUCCUGUGAUUCUAAGCUGGCGGCGCUGGAGUUGGUUCUCCACCUGGCCAGCCGGCUGAGUGUGGAAAUACUGCUGGACCGAAUCACUCCUUACUUACUGCACUUCUGCAACGACUCAGUGCCUCGUGUCAGGGCUGAGGCUGUGCGCACACUAGCUAAAGUUCUGGCACUUGUCAAAGAGGUGCCCCGCAAUGAUGUUAACAUCUACCCAGAAUACAUCCUGCCUGGCAUUGCACAUUUGGCCCAAGAUGAGGCAACUAUUGUCAGGCUUGCUUAUGCAGAAAAUAUUGCCCACCUGGCUGAGACAGCUCUGCGUUUUCUGGAGCUGGUGCAGGAGAAUAACUUGAAUUCUGAACAGGACCUAAAUGGAGAAGAUGCUGAGGAAACUCUUCAUCCCAAUGAAAACUAUGACUCAGAACUGCAGGCACUGCAUGAAAUGGUUCAACAGAAGGUGGUGACGCUCCUCAGUGACCCCGAGAACAUUGUGAAACAAACGCUGAUGGAGAACGGCAUCACACGUCUCUGCGUGUUCUUUGGUAGACAGAAGGCCAAUGACGUGCUCCUUUCCCACAUGAUCACCUUCCUUAAUGACAAAAACGACUGGCACCUCCGUGGAGCCUUCUUUGACAGUAUUGUGGGGGUAGCAGCUUAUGUGGGGUGGCAGAGCUCAUCCAUCCUGAAGCCAUUGCUACAGCAGGGCCUCAGUGACGUGGAGGAGUUUGUCAUUUAUAAAGCCCUCAACGCUCUGACUUGCAUGUGCCAGUUGGGAUUGCUGCAGAAACCACACAUCUAUGAGUUUGUCAGUGACAUUGCUCCUUUCUUGUGCCAUCCCAAUCUGUGGAUCCGUUAUGGGGCUGUAGGAUUUAUUACUGUAGUUGCACAGCACCUAAACAUUGCAGAUGUUUACUGCAAGCUCAUGCCCCACCUCAACCCUUUCAUUACCCAGCCUAUUAUACAGAUUGAUAAGGAGAUAGUGUUGCUGAGUGUGCUCAAAGAGCCGGUCAGUCGCUCCAUCUUUGACUAUGUGCUCCGCUCCAAAGACAUUAGCAGCCUCUUCAGGCAUCUGCUGCUCCGUCAGAAGAAACGCAGUGGCUCCAUCCCAGAGUGCCCCAUUCCUGAAGAUCCUGCCAUUGCGCAACUGCUCAAGAAACUUCUCUCCCAGGGGAUGACAGAAGCUGAGGAGGACAAGCUUCUGGCUCUUAAAGACUUCAUGCUCAAGUCCAACAAAGCCAAGGCUAACAUCAUUGACCAGACCCACCUGAGUGACGGUGCCCAGAGUGGGGUCAUUGACCUGAGCAUGCUGGGCAUCACUGGUCGACAGGUGGACCUCAUCAAACCCAAACAGGAGACUGAGGACAAGAGAGAUUUCACCUCUACUGUUUCUGCCCGUAAACACACAAAACAGGACUCCAACCUGAACGAGGAGUGGAAGAGCAUGUUUGGUUCUCUGGACCCGCCCACCUCAGCUCCAGCACCGCCGACGGUACCUACUGUUCUAGUUGCGAGCAGUGGUGGGGAACCCAACGGAACUCUGGCCGGAGGGCACCUGCGAUCUGAGAGUUCCUCCCAGACUCUUAACCUCCCUCAUGUUCCAUCCUCAGCCCAGGCACCUGAAGGGGGAGGCACUCAGCCCAGGAAAGCCACAGUGCCCACUACAGUUCCAGUAGUUCAGUCAAUGAGUGGUGCAUCCACGUACCAGCGUCGCGUGACCACAUGUAAGGCUGAGCUGCAGCAGCUAGUGCAGCAGAAAAGAGAGCAGUGCAAUGCAGAACGCAUGGCCAAGCAGAUGAUGGAGAGUGCUGAGUGGGAGAGCAGGCCUCCGCUACCAGGAUGGCAUCCUAAAGGUCUGCUAGUUGCCCAUCUCCAUGAGCAUAAGUCUGCUGUGAACCGCAUCAGAGUGUCUGACGAGCACUCAAUCUUUGCCACAUGCUCCAAUGACGGAACAGUGAAGAUCUGGGACAGUCAGAAAAUGGAGGGCAAGACAACGACCACACGGUCAGUGCUGACAUAUUCUCGCAUUGGAGGUCAUGUGAAAACCUUGACAUUUUGUCAAGGGUCACACUACCUUGCUGUCGCUUCAGACAAUGGCUCUAUCCAGCUUCUUGCAGUUGAGGCCAACAAGCCGCCCAAAUCGCCCAAGGUGCAGCCUUGUCAGACCAGGUUCCUGGACCUAAAGGAGGAUGGCUGUGUGGUGGACAUGCAUCACUUUAACUCUGGGGCUCAGUCAGUGCUGGCCUACGCGACAGUCAAUGGCUCGCUGGUGGGCUGGGACCUACGCAGCAAUAGCAAUGCCUGGACCCUCCGCCAUGACCUGCGCUUGGGCCUUAUCACCUCCUUUGCAGUGGAUAUGCACCAGUGCUGGCUGUGUGUGGGCACCAGCAAUGGCACAAUGGCAUGCUGGGAUAUGCGAUUCCAGUUGCCAAUCUCCAAUCACUCCCAUCCAGCUCGAGCACGAAUUAGACGUCUGCUCAUGCACCCCCUCUAUCAAUCAUCUGUCAUCACAGCCGUUCAAGGAAACAAUGAGGUGUCCAUGUGGGACAUGGAGACAGGAGACAGGAAGUUCACUCUGUGGGCUAGUUCUGCACCUCCACUUUCAGAGAUGCAGCCAUCCCCUCAUAGUGUGCAUGGCAUAUACUGCAGCCCUGCUGAUGGCAACCCACUUCUACUGACUGCUGGAUCAGACAUGAGAAUAAGAUUCUGGGACCUUGCCUAUCCAGAAAGAUCCUAUAUUGUUGCUGGUGGGGCCAAUGACUCCCUUCACUGCCCCUCUGUGUUCUACAACCGCAAGAUCAUUGAAGGAACCGAAGUGGUGCAGGAGAUCCACAGCAAGCAGAAGAGUGGUUCCACGGAGGAUGCCCCUCGCAGAGGCCCAGAGUCGCUACCUGUUGGCCAUCACGACAUCAUUACUGACAUUGCCACCUUCCAGACCACCCAGGGCUUUAUAGUCACCUCCUCUAGAGAUGGCAUUGUAAAAGUGUGGAAGUAAGAGACUGACCUUUAAUGCCCUCUACAUGGAAGUCUAGCCACAGUGGUGACGUAAAAUGUACAUCUCAGUAUCACAUCACAUCACAUGUGAACACUGAGUGUGAUUGUACAGAAUGCUAACUGUCUCUUUUGCUUGUGGAGAAGCAGCUAGUUAAUACUAAUACUACUACUACUACUACACAAGUGUAUGUUAUGUUUUCUUGUGAGCAUGUGCAAAAUGUAAAUGUGAAGAUCACACAGUGUAGCAGAGCACAGUAAGUCAAACACAUGUCAAGCAAUGGUUUGUAGCCAUCAGAUAAGCAAAUUUCUGAUGUACUAGUGCAUAUUUAUAAGCAGCUGCUCUGUAGUUGCGACAUUGUGCUGAUGAGGUUAGUGGAUCUGAUUUGAUCAUUGUGUUUUCAGUAUUAUAAAAUAAAGAUAAUCAACAGAUUUGUUCAUAAUGAUUAAUACAAAGUGUGUUUGUCCACAUGUUUAUAUGUGCAAAAUCUUAAUAGAGUAAAUAUAAAAAUGAAAAAAGAA